Gasterosteus aculeatus aculeatus (three-spined stickleback) is the source of this 2821-nucleotide messenger RNA. RefSeq lists its product as uncharacterized. The record is from RefSeq and is a predicted model, not a curated record. Lineage: Eukaryota; Metazoa; Chordata; Actinopteri; Perciformes; Gasterosteidae.
AUGGCCAACGUUCAGCAAAAGAAGAUAAUGCCGGCGGAAAUGGAAUUCAAUUCCAAGGAGGUUGAAGCUCCAAAGAACUUUUACCUACGUUCACUGGAGGAACAAGUAAGAGGUGAGUUGGAGGACAGCAAGGCAACGCUCACCCAAACUGAAUCUGAGGGAAGAGUUCUCCUUCAGAUCAAUAAGGACAGUCUGCAGCAGUUCCUAGAUAUUCUUCAUCAACAUAAGAAUGGAGAUGUACACAACGAGAUAUGUAGCCUGAAAGCACAGCUAAAAGAGACCGCUACCAAGCUGCAAAAGGUCAAGGGUGAUGUUGAGACGUCAUCCUGUGCUGAAAUGCAGCUAUUCAAGAACUUUUGCCAAACUAAACAGGACGAACAGCUGGAUGCUAUCAUAAAGCUCAAGGCUGCUCUGGACAAGUCUAAGCAGGACUUGAAUACGCAAAUAACAUUUGCAAAGAAGGACAAGGAGACGUUCUGGAACCUCGUUAAAGCUCGAUUGGCCGAACAGACGCAGAUCAACGAUAAUACCAAGUCUGCUUAUGAUAAGAUUCAGCGGGACCUGAAGAAAGAACGUCUUCAGUGGCAACAGGAGAGGUCUUCCCUGACCUCCCAGCUAGAAAAACUGAAAGCAGAGACCAACGAGAACUUGAAGGUUAGCAAGGAUCGGUUGGACACCUGCUAUCAGGAAAAGUUCGGCGUCACGGCACAGCUAAAAUGCUCUCUUACCAAGCUGCAGACGCGAGACAACGACAUAAAAAAACUCACCAUUGCUCUGAAGAAAUGUGAAUAUCAGAAAGCUUGCCUCCAGUCUGCCCAGUUGGAAAAGAGCAACUCCUGUGAGGUUGACCACGACAGUGAAAAAAAGAAGAACGACGACCUCUUGGCCGCUGUGAAGAAGGCUGAGCAGCAGCUAGAGAGCCGUACUGUUGAGUGGCAGCAGGAGAGGUCUUCCUUCAAAGCCAAGCUGGAAAAAUCAUGCACAGACCUCAAACAUGCCGAACAGACGCAGAUCAACAAUAAGACCAAGUCUGCUUUUGAUAAGAUUGAGCAGGAGCUGAAGAAAGAACGUCUUCAGUGGCAACAGGAGAGGUCUUCCCUGACCUCCCAGCUAGAAAAACUGAAAGCAGAGACCAACGAGAACUUGAAGGUUAGCAAGGAUCGGUUGGACACCUGCUAUCAGGAAAAGUUCGGCGUCACGGCACAGCUAAAAUGCUCUCUUACCAAGCUGCAGACGCGAGACAACGACAUAAAAAAACUCACCAUUGCUCUGAAGAAAUGUGAAUAUCAGAAAGCUUGCCUCCAGUCUGCCCAGUUGGAAAAGAGCAACUCCUGUGAGGUUGACCACGACAGUGAAAAAAAGAAGAACGACGACCUCUUGGCCGCUGUGAAAAAGGCUGAGCAGCAGCUAGAGAGCCGUACUAUUGAGUGGCAGCAGGAGAGGUCUUCCUUCAAAGCCAAGCUGGAAGAAACAUACACGGACCUCGAACAUGCCAAGCAGAGGAACAUCGCUGCUGUUCGUACAAUGGAGAAGGAGGCUGCGACGAUGUUUGAAAGAAACCAGGCAUCCCGAGACGAGCUGGAGGAACAGACAGCGGAGACUAACAAGAUCGCAAGAACUCUGAAAGAAACAGAAGAUCUGUUAGAAAAGCAGCGUCUCAGAAUUCUGGAACUGACAUCACAGCUUGAAACAUCCAAGAGCCACUGUGUUACCACGCUGGAGACACAGAAGGAGGACCACAAAGAAGUCGUAGCUGCUCUUUGGAAGAAAUGUGAAGAUGAGCGAGAGAAUGAACGUCUCGAAUGGCACCAGAUGAAGUCUUACCUCCUUAAGACCACAGAACAAUCCCUGGAAAGGGAGAAGGAGAUGCAGAAGGACAAGGCCUGCUUAUUGUCUCAGGUGGAAGACCUUCAACGUCAGACCAUCAAGAAGCCAAAGAAAAAGUGUGAUUUGCCGCCAAACGUCGGGGGUCCAAGUUGUGGAGCCGGGACUGGCGGAGUCGGGGGUACGAGUCGUGGGACCGGAUCAGGAGGUUGCUGCAGCCCAGCGCAGAAGGCGGUGCGUUGCGGCCCAGCGUGGCGGGAGUAGGUGACCUGAAGUUGGGCAGCCAGCUCAGCCCGCUCCCAGUGUGAUUCAGCAACUGGAGACCAGGAGAUGGCCUCCACCUGCAGAGGCAAAGUGGUGACCAGAGGGCAGCGAGAACGGCGACCCGAAUGCCUUCCAGUUAUUUUUUUUAUUCCCUCCCACCAAACAAAUAAAAGCACAGAAUACUUGGUAGUGCCAUGCUGCUUUGUGUCUUUCCAGGCAUCUGUUUCCUAUCCGGGGGCCAGAGUGAGGAGGAGGCCUCCACCAACCUGAGCGCCAUCAACCAGGUGCCCCUCCAUUGCCCCAGGAAGCUGACCUUCUCUUACGGCCGUGCACUCCAGGCCUCUGCCUCUGUACACAGCCAGCUAUUCUACUCUCCCCAUACUAGCGGAGGAUUUCCAUUGACAUGACAUACUGUCUAGUCAAUGGAAUGUGUCAAUGUCAGUGAAAGAAGUUACCAAAAUUGUUGAUGGUGUCAUUGCAGUUGUUUGUGCGCUACAAAAUGUUAACUGUCCUGUAACAAAAGACCACAUCUGCAAAAUAUAUCACACAAAAUAUCUGCAGCCAAGUGUAUCUAACGGGUCACAUUGAUUAUAAAAAGCUUCAAUGAACAAAUACUGCAAAAACUAAUAAUCAUGCACACGUUAUUUCAAAUGUAUAGUUUGGAUUCAUGGAUUUAUUAAUGUAAAUAGGACUAAUGAUUUUGACAGGUGAAAUACAAUAUAUUGUACUAGUA